Molecule: messenger RNA, 4868 nt
Organism: Oncorhynchus keta (chum salmon)
Lineage: Eukaryota; Metazoa; Chordata; Actinopteri; Salmoniformes; Salmonidae
Product: netrin-G2-like
Exons: 13
Coding region: 1-4032 (1343 amino acids)
Source: RefSeq, a predicted model, not a curated record
AUGGGUGUGGUCUCUACGAGUGCCAUGCUCUCACAGGUGCUUUUUCAUUUGCACUUUGUUACUCUGACCCUUGGCCAGUAUGAUAUAUGCAAGUCGCUGUUUAGUACGGACGAUGGACCAACAUGGGAGUUUUAUGCUUGUCAGCCAAAACCAAUGGCUAUGAAGGAGUUCGUGCAAAUUAGGGUGGAUCCUCCUGGCAUCACUUGCGGCAACCCCCCGGAGAGGUUCUGUACCCUGGAGAACCCCUACCUGUGUAGUGACGAGUGUGACGCCUCCAACCCGGACCUGGCUCACCCUCCCCAGCUGAUGCAGGAUCGUGAGCGCAGCGGCCUCAUCACCUAUUGGCAGACGGUGACAUGGAGCCGCUACCCGGAGCCCCUGCUGGCCAACAUCUCCCUGGCCUGGAACAAGAGCCUGGAGUUGACCGACGACAUUCAGGUCACCUUCGAGUAUGGCCGCCCCACCAUGAUGGUGCUGGACAAGUCCCUAGACAAAGGGCGCACCUGGCAGCCCUACCAGUUCUACGCCGACGACUGCAUGGAAGCCUUCGGCAUGCCCGCUAAGCGGGUGCAGGACCUGUCGGCUACCAAUGUGACGCGGGUCAUCUGCACAGAGCAGUACUCUCGCUGGGUGGGCUCCAAGAACGAGAAGGUGCUGCGCUUCGAGGUGAUGGCACGCUUCACUAUCUUCACGGGGCCCAAGCUGCUCAACAUGGACAGUCUGUACACACGCAUGGAGAGUAUGAAGGGCCUGAGGGACUUCUUCACUUUCACCAACCUGAGACUGAGGCUGCUGAGGCCGGCCCUGGGGGGAACCUACGUCCAGAAAGACAACCUCCUCAAAUACUUCUACGCCAUCUCCAACAUAGAGGUACCAGCCAGGUGUAAGUGUAACCUCCAUGCUGGCCAGUGCACCUUUCGGGAGGGAAGCCUGCAGUGUGACUGUGAACACAAUACGACGGGCCAAGACUGCACUCGCUGUGAGAGGGGCUUCAAAGCCAAGUCAUGGAAACCUGGAUCGUACCUACCCACCCCCAACGGAUCCCCCAAUACCUGUGAUGCUGCUGGGACUCUUGGCACACCCACAACAGUCCAGACUCCGCCAACAACCACACCUGCGUUGGCGACUACCACCAAGCCACCCACAGACCAACUGCCCACAAUUACCACUAUUAUGGCAGACAUCACCACCUUCACUGACAUAGUGACAGCUGUGGUGGGUCCCACAUCCAGCACAAAGCUCAGUGACUCCCUAACUGACACACCAGUGCUGCUUCUGGCAACAGAUCAAACGUCUGUGCCAGCGACGAUACCAGCCACUCUUCCAGCCAGUAUGUCAGACACUGUGCCAGUCUCUGCCAGUCCCGACCAGACAGACAGUCCAUCCUUAACCACAGUGAACUUUCCCCCAAUGGAGGUAAAUCCCCCCACAACCACAGUGAGAGCGCAGCCGAAAGUUACUGAAUCAUCUGAUGCAGCUGAUGCCACAUCUGACUCAGUCACACCAUCAUCUGAUGCAACCACUCCAACAUCAGUUGGAUAUACUCUCACACCUGACAGCACAACGACAACUUCUUACACAGUGACUUCUGACACCAGUACCACAGCAUCUGACACAAGUACUACUACAUCUGACACAAGUACGGCUACAUCUGAAACAAGUACUACAACAUCUGAAACAAGUACUACUACAUCUGAAACAAGUACUACUACAUCUGACACAAGUACCACAGCAUCUGACACAAGUACCACAGGAUCUGACACCAGUACCACAGCAUCUGACACAAGUACCACAGCAUCUGACACAAGUACCACAGCAUCUGACACAAGUACCACAGCAUCUGAAACAAGUACUACAACAUAUGACACAAGUACCACAGCAACUGACACAAGUACCACAGCAACUGACACAAGUACCACAGCAUCUGACACAAGUACCACAGCAUCUGACACAAGUACCACAGCAUCUGACACAAGUACCACAGCAUCUGACACAAGUACCACAGCAUCUGACACAAGUACUCCAGCAUCUGACACAAGUACUACAUUUGACACAAGUUCAACAACAACUGAGAGAAGUACUACAAUAUUUGACACAAUUACGACACUAUUUGACAUUAGUAUUACACCUUCUGUCACUAGUACUAACACAGUUGACACAAGUACCACAACAUUUGACACAAGUACCACAACAUUUGACACAACCACCACAGUAUCAGACACAAGUAUCACAACAUUUUACACAAGUACUACAUUUCUAACAAGUACUAAAACAUCUUACACAAAUAUUUAUUUUGACACAAGUUCUACAACAACUGACACAAGUACUGUAUCUGACUCAAGUACUACAAUAUUUGACACAAUGACUUCAACAUCUGAUAUAUUUACCACAACUUAUGGCACAAUUACUUCAGCAUCUGAUGUAUUCACUUCAACAUCUGGUGUGCCCUUUCUGGCAUCGGACACAGUUACUCCAGCAUCUGAUGUAGUAACACCACCAACAGAUGGAUUUACCUCACCCCCUGAUGAUACAUUUAUUCCAGCAUCUGAGGGAGAUACAGCCGCCUCUGACGUGGCUACUUCAGUAUCUGAUGGACUGACCUCACAACCUGAUGACGCUCCUUCAACACCUCAAGCAGUUCCUCCAACUCCCGACACGGUUUCCUCAGCACCUGAUCCUCUAUCCCGUACACCGGGUAGAGACACCACCCAAGCUCCAGACAAAUCGACUCCAGCACCUGACACAGAUACCUCAACAUCUGAUCCUGCUACCCUGGCACCUGUUGUAGCUACUACAGUUCCAGACUCAUCUUCAGCAGCUCCUGAUCCUGCUACCCCAUCUCCUGAUGUAGGACCAGUUCCUGAUUCAGUUGAUCCAGCUCCUGAUGUAGGACCAGCUCUUGAUUCAGUUGAUUCAUUUCCUGAUUCAGUUGAUCCAGCUCCUGAUGCAGGACCAUCUCCUGAUUCAGUUGAUCCAGCUCCUGAUGUAGGACCAGCUCUUGAUUCAGUUGAUUCAUUUCCUGAUUCAGUUGAUCCAGCUCCUGAUGCAGGACCAUCUCCUGAUUCAGUUGAUCCAGCUCCUGAUGUAGGACCAGCUCUUGAUUCAGUUGAUUCAUUUCCUGAUUCAGUUGAUCCAGCUCCUGAUACAGUUGAUCCAGCUCCUGAUGAUGCUGUUGAUCCAGCCCCUGAUGCAGGACCAGCUCCUGAUUCAAUGUAUCCAGCUCUUGAUUCAGUUGAUUCAGCUCCUGAUUCAGGACCAGCUCCUGAUGCUGCCGCUCCAAUGCCUGAUGCUGGGGUCGGUGAGAAAGUGGAAAAUAAAGAAGAAAAUGUUAAAGAGGAAAAAGUUACCCCCAUAACUGAAGCCAAAGGGGAAAGCAAAGAGGAAGAGAAAGAGAAAAAAAAAUAUUUUCAAACGAAAGACAAUGAGAAAAAAGCGGUUGUAAAACUGUUGAUUCCUGGUGGGUCCAAAUACAGCGAGUCUAAGGUUGCAUACGUCCAGUUUCAAGACUGCGAGUGCUAUGGCCACUCGAACCGCUGCAGUUAUAUUGACUUUAUCAACAUCGUGACUUGCGUCAGCUGUAAACACAACACUAGGGGGCAGAACUGUCAGCACUGCCGACUGGGAUUCUUCCGGAAUGUCUCUGCCGAGCUGGACGAUGAGAACGUUUGUAUAGAGUGUAAUUGUAAUCAGCUGGGAUCCUUCCAUGCUCGCUGCAACGACACAGGGUUCUGCCAGUGUAGAGAUGGCUCCAUUGGGCCGAAGUGUGAGGACUGCCUCCCUGGAUACAGCUGGAGACAAGGUUGCUCCCCCAACGUCUGCGAUGAUGAGUUCCUGCUGUGCCAGAAUGGAGGCACCUGCUUCCAGAACCAGAAGUGUCUGUGUCUGCCAGAGUAUAAGGGGGUGCUGUGUGAGCAGCUGCUCUGCGAGGGAGAGAGGGGCUGCAGCGGUGCCUCUGCCUCCUACGUCAGCCUGGCCGCCAUGCUGAGCUGCCUUCUAGCCAACGCCCUGCUUAGAAUAGUCACUGCUUGCUGAGCCACAACCAGUACAGCUGGAGCACACCUGGCUGUAGUAUUGGGACCCUCCACCCGCCGCGCUAACCUCAGUCUCACGGUGCCGUUUGCAUUCUGAAACAUUGUUUGCGGGCACCAAGCCUCUCGUCGCCUCGCCACAAUGAAACAAAGAGAGAGUUCCUCUCUGGCUCUCAUUCUGAAAGCCAGUGCUGAAAGAAUGUAUACCAAAAAAAAAAAAAUCACUAUCUAAGAAAAGUUUAAAGAGCGAAGAGUAUUCUUUAUGAAACAGUUUUUUUUGUUCUUGUCGUACAUCUAAGUUUGUUCUCACUGAAAUACUGCACUUAGCCAACUUGUUUUCUGAACAGAGAUGGUUGUAAUCACUGCUGAGGCCUACUAAUGCCAAGUUUCUCUUACUCUCAAAUUCACGUUUCCUUACUUUGCUGCAUAGCCUGUUUGUUUCCUGACAACCAUCAUUGAACUGAAAAGAGCGGGGAAAUAUGAGUAAAACAUGUUUUAAUCAGAGUUGGUGUUUCAGUGGCUUGUGGUGGAGAAUCAAUUGUUGCAUGGAAAUCAUGAAGCAAAGAGAGGGAGUAUGACCUAUCCAAAUUGAACAAAUCUAUGUAUAUUUCAAAGGAAAUAUAUGACUAUUGUAUAUUAACAUUGUUUGAAUAUUUUUGGUAGAAAUUGUUAUUUUUGUUCUAAGUAAACGUUAUCAUUCUAAAGAAAAUGACCCAUGAUGAGCUUUUUACUACUGUAAACCUUUCUGAGAAUGUGACUGUUAGAAGAAUAGGAUGAUGUUCCUGAUUCCAUUGGAUAAAGACAGUUGAAGGAAUAAAGCGUGAAGGUUUGAAAGUUCAA